Suillus subalutaceus is the source of this 3225-nucleotide messenger RNA. RefSeq names its product muts domain V-domain-containing protein. Lineage: Eukaryota; Fungi; Basidiomycota; Agaricomycetes; Boletales; Suillaceae. The record is from RefSeq and is a predicted model, not a curated record. Gene Ontology annotation, molecular function: mismatched DNA binding; ATP binding; ATP-dependent DNA damage sensor activity. The transcript is spliced from 18 exons. The coding region runs from base 1 to 3225 and encodes 1074 amino acids. Gene Ontology annotation, cellular component: nucleus. Gene Ontology annotation, biological process: mismatch repair; mitotic recombination.
AUGCCGGAAAGACAGUCUGCCAGUAGACAAACCCAACCCCAGAUAUCUUCAUUUUUCGUCCAGGGCUCCGCGACGAAGAAGCGUGCAUUCGUUUCCUCGCACUCCCCCAUAGACUUGACUAUAGAUGAUUCUGACAGUGACACUGAAAGGCAGCCUCCUAUAAAGAAACUGAAGUCAAAACAUCCCGAGUCCCCUACAAGUCAAUGGCGUUUUGACGCCUCCUCCAGAGGGAAGCAUUCUGGCACCGCGAACGUACAAGAUCAUAAAUCGCGCUCACGAGUAGACUUGGAACGCAUUCUACUCAGAACAGGCCCACAAUCGGGACAUACUGAAGACAGAGAGAACUCGAGCAUGGACGAUGAUAGUUCUCAGGAUGGAAAUGAUUCAGACCCUGCGUUCACUGAACUCCGAGCAAUGUUCUCUCUCGUACCCACCAAAGGCAGCAAGAAAUCCCGUGUGAAGCCUAUGGUUAGGAAGACGAAAGCGGCCGCAGAGGUCGGGCCUAGUGGCGAGACUUAUUCACCCUACGAGGCUCAGGCUUUAUCAUUCAUUAAAGACCAUCCCGGGACGAUCCUAAUGAUUGAGAAGGGUUACAAGUUUUAUUUCCACGAGGAAAGUGCGAAAAUCGCCAGCGGAGAGCUCGGAAUCGUUGCUUAUAUGAAGCGGAACCUUCUCACUGCCUCUAUUCCCGUUCAUAGGAAAGAAGUACAUAUGAAGAAGCUCCUCUCCAAAGGUCACAAAGUUGGAAUUAUCGAGCAAACGGAGACAGCCGCCCUCAAGAAAGCGAGCGAGAACAAGAACACACUUUUCGAGCGCAAACUUACUCAAUUAUACACAGCGGCAACUUUUGUUGAUGAGGUCAGUUCUGUCGACGACCUUGAUAAAUACUCCGCACCGCCCCUCUUGUGUCUUGUCGAGAGUCAUAAACCCGACUCUGCUGAAGGCGAAAUCAGCAUUGGUAUGAUUGCGAUUACGCCAAGUACCGGCGACGUCAUCUGGGACGAAUUUCAUGAUACUGUCAUGCGCGUUGAGCUCGAGACGAGACUUGUCCACACAAGGCCUGCAGAAUUAUUAGUUCCCGGAGAAGGUCUUACCAAAAUGACUCAAAAGGUUUUGGCACAUUUUGCGAACGCUUCUCAUGACCAACGAAUAAGGACGGAAAAUUUCAACUCUACGCUGAGCGGCUCGGAAGCUUUUGAUUUUAUCACCAACUUUUACACGACCAAAGCUACUGCUGGCACCGAAGAGCUUAGCCCAGACAAACUUCUGGCUCUUGUUGCUGGCCUUCCGCAACUAGUUGUCAUAUCUUUAGCCCACUCCAUCAAAUACCUCUCAACAUUCAGCAUUGCAGACUCGCUUUUAGGCGUGAAGUUCUUCACAAAGUUUACCGAGAGGAGUCAUAUGCUUCUCAACGGUAAUACCAUGACUAACCUUGAAAUAUACCAGAACCAGACCGAUUUCACUACGCAUGGUACAUUGAUGUCGAUUUUGGAUCACACAUCCACGAAAUUUGGGGCACGGCUCUUAAAGAAUUGGAUUGGUAAGCCGAUGACAAACAAACUGAUCCUGAACCAGAGAAUAGAUGCUGUGGAGGAAAUCAAGUCCAGCAAGUCACCACAACUAGUAGAGCUUUGCCGUGUCUUGAAAAGACUCCCUGACCUUGCCAAGGGUCUGUGCCGCAUCCAAUACGGCAAGUGCACAUGUCAAGAACUUGCAUCCCUUCUUUCGGCUUUCGGAAAUGUUGCCAGUGCAUUUCCGGAACAUUUAGAGGAGUUUCAUUCAAAGCUCUUGAAUGAUAUUUUUUCUGCCCUCCCGAAAUUGAAAGCACCGAUAAAAGCUUUAUUGGGUGCAAUUGACAUCAGGAAAGCCAGCAGUGGCAGGAAAGGUGAGUUGUGGACAGAUCCAGAGCAAUUUCCUGCCUUGAACGAGUACAAGUUGCUAAUCGAAACUGUCAAGUCAGAACUUGAUGAGGAGCUGAAAUCCAUCCGUAAACUCCUCCGAAAACCAUCCCUCGCAUGGACGACUAUCGCGGGCAUUGAGUACUUGGUUGAAAUCAAGAAAUCUGAAGAUCGAACGGUGCCCACCAAUUGGGUGGUGAUGUCUGCAACCAAGUCCCUGAGGCGUUAUCAUACCCCUGAGGCCAAGAGGCUCAUUGACGAGUUAUCUCGGUAUAAAGAAGCUCUCAAUGCGGAAGCUAACAAAGCUUUUGCAUCGUUCCUCAGUUCCAUUGCUUCAGACCACUACUCAGUAAUGCGAGAUGUAGUCAAUAAGUUAGGUACAGCGGAUUGCCUACUGAGUCUGGCACAUGUGGCCCACCAAGAAGGGUACGUUCGACCAGAGUUCACCGAAGAGGAUUCCCUGGAAAUAGUAGAAGGACGACAUCCAAUGAUUGAGGCAUUGCGAACGGAUCCCUUCGUUCCGAACACGUUAUGCAUUGGAGGUGAUUAUCCUAGGAGCAGUGUAAUUACGGGACCCAACAUGGGUGGAAAAAGUUCUGUUGUGCGCAUGGUUGCUCUCAUUGCAAUUAUGGCCCAAAUUGGAUCCUAUGUACCUGCUAAAGCUGUUAGGCUUGGCCUUUUGGAUGGCGUUUUCAGCAGGAUGGGAGCGUCCGAUGAACUCGCUCGCGGACGGUCAACUUUCAUGGUAGAGAUGGCACAGACGAGCGACAUACUACAAAAGGCAACUCACAAAAGUCUAGUAAUUCUUGACGAGUUAGGAAGGGGUACAUCCACUGCUGAUGGGAUGGCCAUUGCGGACGCUGUCCUUCAUCAUCUAGUGGAACGCGUGAAGUGCAAGACAUUGUUCAUCACACAUUAUCCGCUAGUAGCCACAGAGUUGGAAAGAAAAUUCCCCGAGGAAGUGCAAAAUUUGCACAUGAGCUAUACAACGGAAAUGCGAGUAAAUGGAACUCGGGAUGUGACAUUCCUGUAUCAACUCACACCUGGCAUUGCUUUGGAGUCGUUUGGAGUUGAGUGUGGUCGCCUUGCAGGUCUUCCGGAUGAUAUUCUUCGUAUUGCAUCAGAGCGCUCUGAGCUUUGCAGGAAUGUCACUGAACAGCGCACACGACGCUCCAGGUCGGUGCAGCAUGCUUGUCAUCCACCCCCUUUUAGCUUGACACUUUUACAGGACACGCAAACUUAUGGGUGCCAUUGCUCGUGCUCUUUCAACGCAAGAUGCAAUGAGACUGGAAGAACUCCGAACUACAGUACGGCAGUUUACGAUUGA